GAGUCUUGCGCACGGACACGCAAACGCGGUGACGCAUGGAGUUCUAAACACCGGGAGUGAAUAAACACAGCUGACCGUGACUGGAAAAGUGAGGAAAAUACUGCUGAGGAAAAAAAAAAUAAAUAAAUAAAUAAAGAAAGAAAGACUGUGUUUGUUGAUUUAUUUAGUCAUACUGAAUGACUAAAAGUUAACACGGGAGAUGUGACAGAACUGCAAAACAAAGAAACGGGCGAACAGAGGAGCGGACAUGGACGAGUCCGUCCGUCCAGCAGAGGUGGAGUGGAGUUUGAAUUACAGGCCGCCCCCCGAUCCGUCACCCAGCCCCCCCUACACACACUCUACAUCCAGCAGAGGAAACGGAAAAGACGAAACAUACAAGAAGGUUUGUCAUUUCAAAACCCCGGAGCUGUGGAAAGAACAGAGAGUUCCCUUUUUAUCCUCCAAACUUUGCCCGCAUUUGGCGUCUUUUAUCGGAGCGCGCGGCCGGCCUUCCAGCCCCUUUAUCCCCUCUUUUUGUCCAUCUUUUCCACCAGCUGUUUGCAGCUGGCAAAAAGGCACCCGCCCUGUUCGGGGGGAAAAAGGGACCGAGAGUGAUCGGAGGAGGAGAGACAGAAGAGAGAGAGAGAAAGAGAUGCCACCCCAACCUUCGGAGCCGCAGGUGAGGAAGAACAUCCUGAAGUUCCUCAAGAGUUUCCCGGGACUCGUCCGGAUCCUGCAGAUCGUGUUCGGCGCCGGGCUGUGGAUCACCAUCGCCACCAACAAAUACGAGGGCCCCAUCCACUUCGUGCUGUUCGUCGCUGUCCUCUUCUGGCUCCUCACCCUCGCCCUGUUCUUCCUCACCCUGCUGGAGAAGCAGGACCUGGUCCCGGUGCUGGGAGGGGACCGCUGGUUGGCCACCAACCUGGCGCACGACGUGGCCGCCGCCGCGCUCUACCUUCCGGCGAUCGGAGUCAUGAUCUACAAGACGGAGCGCAACUCGUACUGCAACCUGGACCUGUACAAGCACUUCUGCCUGUACAAGGUCUACCUGGCGGCCGCGGUGUUCUCCUGCCUGUGCUGCCUGGCCUACCUGCUCUCCGUUAUUUAUGGGGCCUGCAGGAAGUGUCGAGGGGAACAGACGCUCAUCUGAUGGGACUGAUAACAUGGGGGUCAAAGGGGAGGGGGGUGUUGGAUCCACAGCAAGAUGAGGAAUAGUUAACUUCACUGUAAUUUUGUUCACACAGCGAUGCAGAUUUUUUUUUUUUUUGCUCUACUGUCUCUCUUCUUCCACGUUUAGUGUGUCGUGCUUGCAGUCCUGCAAAGCAGCUCCUGCAAAAAACCCAAGCUGGAGCUAUUUUGAUAAGGUGCAGCAGUGACAUGCGUUUUGUCUCUCAACUGAAUCCAUUGUUGAUGUUGGGUUUCAUCAUGAAAAUGCAGUUCCAUGUAGUUUUCACAGUAAAGUUUUCAAUUCCAAAUUGAUUUGACUUCCAGUUGAUUGAGCUUCACGUUCACCUCAGGCCUCCCCAAAACAGAAACUUGAUUUAAUCUCGUCAGUGAAAUAUUUUGAGUUUCUUUGCAGCCACAGUAAAAACAUCAGCUUUUUGCAAAAGAUAUGUGCGGGAUCAUUAUAGAUGACAAUGACACUUUGUAUAUAUCUGAACAAAACAUUGAAAAUGUCUUAUUUUGUUCUGAAUGAGACUUUUUUUGUUCCAGAGAUAGAGUAAGUGAAGUGAUCUGAUGUUGACAACUUUCACACUCAUCAUACGACCGUUAUUGUUUCUAUUUAACAGCAGAAUUUCUUGCCCAAAGCUCUAAAAGGCACUUUCAGAGCGCCCAGCAUCUCAGGUCACUGUUGUCAUCUGUCUGCUGGUUUUUAACGGGUUCAUACCAUUUUGUGUUGGUACUGUCCAUCUCAGACCUCUCAGAUGUUUUCACAGGGGAUUGUUUUUUUUUAUUAAUUGCCUUUUUAAAAUUUAUAUUUUCUAUGUUUUUAUAGGUUUUUGUACAUCUGCAAACUAUAGAGAACAAACUCGAUGGACACAAGCACUGGCUGGUGUCCUUUUUUUAAAAUGCCACCUCUGUUUUUGUUUUGUCAAACUCAGACAGUGCGUUCGGUUCUCUGUCCAUCGGUGCCUUCUGUCAGAACGCUGUACACUCAAAAACAGCAGUCCGUGUGAUUGGUGCUACCAAGUGUAUGCUGAAUUUAAAAAAAAAAUAAAAGGCAUAUAUGUAAUACAAAGAGAAAAAAAAAGAUGAAUAAUAAAGAUAACA
Molecule: messenger RNA, 2250 nt
Organism: Salarias fasciatus (jewelled blenny)
Lineage: Eukaryota; Metazoa; Chordata; Actinopteri; Blenniiformes; Blenniidae
Gene: marveld1
Product: MARVEL domain containing 1
Exons: 1
Coding region: 248-1129 (293 amino acids)
Biological process (GO): myelination
Cellular component (GO): membrane
Molecular function (GO): structural constituent of myelin sheath
Source: RefSeq, a predicted model, not a curated record